Messenger RNA from Cylindrotheca closterium, 315 nucleotides. NCBI's taxonomy places the organism in Eukaryota, Bacillariophyta, Bacillariophyceae, Bacillariales, Bacillariaceae. The record is from the annotation of a GenBank genome assembly.
AUGGAACACAAGGUGGAUUUCUUGAUGAAACGCUACACAUCAGUAUGCCCAGACGUUCGCUCGCGAGUCAACGCCGCCACCAGCAAAUUGUUUGACGUGACUAGUGACGUGUACGAAUUCACAAGCCUGCACGUCAUCGACAACAUGGGACAAGCGAUCGCUACAGGACCGGGACCAGGACUUCCAGCACCAUUUAGAGCCGCUGCCACAUACUUCAGAAUCGAGCUCAGAUUGGUCCCACGGCUCUGUUCCCUACGAACUGACAUUCGAAUCGACCCAACAAAGUUCCCACCAUCUUCCAACAGAGCUGUAUAG